CGUCCUCCUGCUGUCCCAGGCACUCACCAGAUGGCGCUUCGUCCUUCCACUGCUCCCCAGCGUGUCCCUCUCCCGUCUCCUCCUGCGUCCUCUCUUCCUGCUCUUGCUGACCCUGAGUCUGACUCCCUUCGUGCUACCAGUCCUACUGUCACGCGUCUCCUGGCUACUGUCGUCACUGACCCUUCCUUUGAGUCCACUGCUGCGUCUGCCUUAGUUGCUGAGCUUGUCGACUUUGCUGCCACUUGUCGUCUCGACUACGCCGCUAGCCUAGUUGCUGAGUCUGAGUCUGUCUGUCCUCCGUCCGUCGGGGGUGAGUGUGCUCUUGGCACGGACGUCCUUGAGGACAGGCAGGAGGAGUUUGAGUGCUUUGCCGCUACUUUGCCCCAUCUCGUGUCCAUGCUAGUUGCCCCUGAGGGAGACCCGGAUGCACCAGACAUCCCGACUCCUCGAUCGUACGCUGAGGCGAUCGAGGGUCCCUACUCCUCACAGUGGCAGUCAGCCAUGGACGCAGAGAUGGCUUCCUGGAAGUCCACAUGCACCUACGUCGACGAGGUUCCCCCACCUGGGGCGAACAUCGUCAGUGGCAUGUGGAUUUUCAGGGUGAAGCGGCCGCCGGGUUCUCCGCCUGUCUUCAAGGCGCGUUACGUUGCUAGAGGCUUCAGUCAGCGAGAGGGAGUUGACUUCUUCCAGACCUUCUCCCCGACCCCGAAGAUGACCACUCUUCGGGUACUGCUGCACGUCGCUGCUCAGCGUGACUACGAGCUCCACUCUCUUGACUUCAGCACUGCUUUCCUACAGGGCAGCCUGCACGAGGAGAUCUGGCUGCGCCGCCCACCUGGCUUCACUGGGUCGUUCCCUCCUGGUACCCAGUGGAGCCUCCGGCGGCCAGUCUACAGUCUCCGACAGGCGCCGCGUGAGUGGCACGACACACUGAGGACUACACUUGCGGCUCUUGGGUUCGCUCCCUCUACUGCUGACCCGCCGCUGUUUCUACGCACCGACACUUCGCUGCCGCCGUUCUACAUCCUCGUGUACGUCGACGACUUGGUCUUUGCCACUGCUGACACUGCGGCACUCGCUCACGUGAAGUCGGAGCUGCAGAAGAGACACACGUGCACAGACCUGGGUGAGCUGCGCAGCUAUCUUGGCUUGCAGAUCACCCGGGACAGAGCACGGCGCACCAUUACCUUGACUCAGUCACACAUGGUGCAGCAGGUCCUUCAGCGCUUCAACUUCACGUACUCCUCGCCUCAGGCCACUCCUCUGUCUACUCGCCACUCGCUCUCAGCUCUGCCUUCGGAUGAGUCCGUAGAGCCGAGUGGCCCGUACCCAGAGCUUGUCGGCUGCCUGAUGUACCUGAUGACCUGCACUCGACCUGACCUGGCAUACCCUCUUAGCAUCCUGGCACGCUAUGUUGCUCCUGGGAGACACCGACCAGAGCACAUGGCUGCAGCGAAGAGGGUUUUGCGCUACUUGUGCAGUACGUCGGGCAUGGGGCUCGUGCUUGGAGGGCAGAGUUCAGUGGUCCUCACUGGUCACGCAGACGCGUCUUGGGUUGACGACUUGGCUACACAGCGGUCGUCACAGGGUUACACCUUCAGCCUUGGUUCCGGCUCUGUUUCGUGGCGGUCUACCCGCUCGUCUUUUGUUCUCAGCUCCAGCUGUGAGGCUCAGAUCUACGCAGGGGCCAUGGCUGCACAAGAGUUACGCUGGCUCACCUACCUGCUGACUGACCUGGGAGAGCCUCGUUCUUCUCCAGUUCUGUACGUAGACAACAAGGCCAUGCUGGCCUUGUGUCGGGAGCACAGACUGGAUCACAGAACGAAGCACAUUGCUCUUCGCUACUUCCUUGCUCGUGAGCUGCAGCAGCGUGGUCAGCUGCGCCUUGCUUACGUGGCCUCUCGGGCCAACACCGCUGAUAUCUUCACCAAGGCACUUCAGCCUUGUGAUCAUCAGCGCUUUUGUACUAUGCUAGGUCUUGUGCCUACUUGGCCUCACUUGCUCACUUCUUGA
This is a messenger RNA of Closterium sp. Naga37s-1, 2013 nucleotides long. NCBI's taxonomy places the organism in Eukaryota, Viridiplantae, Streptophyta, Zygnematophyceae, Desmidiales, Closteriaceae. The record is from the annotation of a GenBank genome assembly.